Messenger RNA from Clupea harengus (Atlantic herring), 3215 nucleotides. RefSeq names its product solute carrier family 35 member E1 (gene slc35e1). NCBI's taxonomy places the organism in Eukaryota, Metazoa, Chordata, Actinopteri, Clupeiformes, Clupeidae. The record is from RefSeq and is a predicted model, not a curated record.
AAUUCGCAGGAUCCUCUUGAACACGCCCCGUAACUACGUAGUUUCUGUGGACGUAGUCCCUCCACGUCUCACUGGCCCUUCCACAGCCGGUAACGAAAUAGGAAGAUGGCUGCGGUGGAACGUCCGCCAGUGAAGGAGGGAGUCCGGAUUGCGCUUCUGUGUUUUUGUUGGUAUACGGUCAGCUCGGGUGGCAACAUCGUGAACAAAAUAAUUUUAAAUGGAUUCCCUUAUCCCGUCACCGUAUCUCUCUUCCACAUUUUCUCCAUUGUCAUUUUCUUGCCUCCGUUGUUGCGUGCUUGGGGUGUCCCGAAAACAGAAGUACCAGCCAGAUACUAUCGGUGGUAUAUUUUACCACUGGCUUUUGGGAAAUACUUUGCCUCUGUCUCUGCACAUUUCAGUAUAUGGAAAGUGCCCGUGUCCUAUGCGCAUACUGUCAAAGCAACCAUGCCAAUCUGGGUUGUUUUACUAUCACGAAUCAUAAUGAAAGAAAAGCAGACUACCAAGGUGUAUGUGUCGCUUAUCCCCAUCAUUGGGGGUGUUCUGCUAGCCACAGUCACAGAGCUUUCCUUUGAUAUGUCAGGACUAAUCAGCGCUCUGGCAGCCACGCUCUGCUUCUCUCUGCAAAAUAUCUUCUCCAAAAAGGUUUUGCGGGACACGAAGAUACACCAUCUGCGACUGCUCAACACCCUUGGGUUCAACGCAGUCAUGUUCAUGCUUCCCACCUGGAUCCUGAUCGAUCUGUCCUCGUUCCUGGUGGAUGGAGAUAUUGCUGCCAUGAGCAACUGGACCGGGACGCUCCUGCUGCUGGUGAUCAGCGGCUUCUGCAACUUCGCUCAGAACGUCAUCGCGUUCAGCGUGCUGAACCUGAUCAGCCCGCUCAGCUACGCCGUGGCCAACGCCACCAAGAGGAUCAUGGUCAUCAGCAUCUCACUGUUCUUGCUCAGAAACCCCGUCAACUCGACCAACGUCUUAGGCAUGAUGACUGCCAUCCUGGGCGUCUUCCUGUACAACAAGGCUAAAUAUGAUGUCAACCAGGAAGCCAAAAAGAAAUUGCUGCCAGUGUCCAAACAGGAUAUGGGAGGGUUUGAUCAUAUAGGAGCGGACAAGCCCCAGUCCAACGGCUCCGUGCCUUUCACGCAAGGUUCAGACUCUCCGUACGCCCGGAGCAAUGUACUAACUGACCACUUUCAGUACAGCCGGCAGGCCUACACGACGAACUACGGAGCCAACCAGUAUGUUGUCUAGGCCUGAUGGAUGUAUAUUUUAGUACAAGCUACUGAUGAGCUGCUCAGAACGUGCAGGCUCUUUUCAACAUCCUGCUUUGUAUAAAGAGGGGUGGCACUGUGGGGGGGAAGGCAUCGGCCUUACAGCAUGGGGGUUAGACUUAGUCUGCAAACGGUCUGCAAACGGUUACAUUUCCCAAGGUUUAUUUAUUUAUUGUACGAUGGACAUUUGGUUUAUUUUUUAUCUCAAGUCUGUGCAAAAUAAUUGUUGCUGUGGGGAAUGGGCGGUAAUGGGGAGAGACUUUAUUUUAACCUUAAUAGAAUGUAAUUAAUCAAGGACUUUUUGCACCCCGUGUCUGACGGCAGAGAGGAUGACAUGUUGAAAAUUACUGACCAUUUUUACAGUGCUGCUGUGUACCAGGAGCAGGAAUGUUGUUUGUCCAACUGUUUUGUUGUGCUAACUUGGAGGACUGAAUUUGAGCACAGCGCUGUUGAGCUCAAACUCCAGUAUAAUGUUUUUGAUUUAAAAUGCUUGUUAAAAUAUGCUGAAUAAUGUUUUUUUUUUUUUGUUUGUUUGUUUGUUUGUUUUUGUUAAUUUCGAUAAUUGUAAGCGGUACUGAGGGUAUGCGAUUAAAUGAUCUUGGGUGGGUUUUUAUAGAUCUGAUUUUAUGAAAAUCUGCACAGUUUGACUGUAGAUACACGUACAUGGUUGUUGGCCAAUCAGCUUUAAUAUCUUGAGAUACGCUACACCCAUAGGGUUGGUUCUGGUAUGUCCAGGGAACGGUGAACUAAAUAAGCCCAGUUAGUUCCUUCGGGGAACUAAAUAAGCCCAGUUAGUUCCUUCGGUGAACUAAAUAAGCCCAGUUAGUUCCUUCUUUACUUUGCUUGUUUUUGCCAAGGGUAUUUGUUAAGAAAACAGUUGAAAUAAGUCACAGUAGUAGAACUGAAUAACAGAAAUGGAACUGCGCCCUCCUCAGUCAUAGCCAUAUCAAAUCCGAAACCCAAAGGGAAAAAAAGUUUGUACAGAGAAACCAGUUUGUAAAGAUAGGUUUAUAAAUUCAGUCAUUUAGCAUUUAUUUGUGGGCAGAUCCAGUCAGACAUGAGAAAGCCCUCAUCAUUUUCAGACAGGUUGUACCAUAUCCUAUAGUGUAUGCUGGCAUCUCGGCUGAAUCCCCUAUCCCCAUCUAGCCUAUGAUGUCUCUGUGCUGGCCUGCGAACACAGUGUAUCCCCAUCUAGCCUAUGAUGUCUCUGUGCUGGCCAGCGAACACAGUGUAUCCCCCAUCUAGCCUAUGAUGUCUCUGUGCUGGCCUGCGAACACAGUGUAUCCCCCAUCUAGCCUAUGAUGUCUUUGUGCUGGCCUGCGAACACAGUGGAGUUGAGUGAUGUCUCUGUGCUGGCCUGCGAACACAGUGGAGUUGAGUGAUGUCUCUGUGCUGGCCCGCGAACACAGUGGAGUUGAGUGAGUGGGUCUUCAUUAGCAAUCUGACUGUUUAGUGGGACUGUCACAUCACUGUACUCUUCUGCACACUCUGCUGACCUCGCCCUUGCUGUGACCUGUUGAGGAAGAGGCGAGAAGAUGUUCUUCGGGGAGUUUCACAGCAGAGAGGUGUGGGACUGGCCGAAGUGGAGCAUCUUCAUCAGCAGGAGCAGCAUUGUUUCACAUGGAGACUCAUUCACCAACCUUUAGUCCUUCACCUGUUCCAUUCAUGGCGGACUGGAGUGUGUGGUGUCGACACCAGCCUGUAUGAGUGUAAUAAUCAUCAGCCUGUAUGAGAGCAAUGAGUGUUAAUCAUUUGAAUUGAAGCGCUGUCUGACAGUGUAAAGAAAGUCUCUCUCACACACACACACACACAUGCAUAUCUCUGUAAAUAUCAAAUCUGAUCCUGUUUUGAUUCUUUGUGCGUUCGCACACAUAAACUGUGCUUGGACCAGUUUCAGUCUGUGCUGACCUUUCUCCCAGCUCUGUCAAACUAAAGGGAUACUGUAUCAAA